AAGAGCCGCCUGAGAGCAGCGGAGCGCGCGCUUCGCCCGCUGGACGCCGAGUUUGUCCGGAGGCGUCACUCGUUCGCUCGCGUCUUCUUAAAGACGGCCUUCUGUCUUCGGAGUUCUCAUCACUUGAGCAGGGCGUCCUCAGUGCAGGCAGCAUGUCCGGCGAGCAGGCUACAGCAGCGGAGCCUCCCAAGCAGGAGGAAGACAAGAAGCCGCAGGACGAGACGAAGCUGGAAGACGAGCAACAGCAGCAGCAGCAGGCGGCGACAGCAGCAGCAGCGGCGACUCCCGCUCAGGAGGAAGCCUCGUACCGCGCCCUGCUUCUCUCAGGCUACGGCGGCUACGACAAAGUGAAGCUGCACACCAAGAAGGGCGCGCCCGCCCCCAAAGCCGGCGAGCUGCUGCUGCGGGUCAAAGCCUGCGGCUUGAACUUCGCCGACCUGAUGGCCAGGCAGGGACUCUACGACCGGCUGCCCUCCCCGCCCGUUACGCCCGGGAUGGAGUGCUCGGGGGUCGUGGAGGCGGUUGGCGAAGGAGUGAGCGAGCGACAGGUUGGUGACAAGGUUAUUGCGAUGAACAAGUUCGGCAUGUGGCAGGAGCUCGUGGUUGUGCCAGUCGGCCACACUUUCCUGAUGCCAGAUGGCAUGAGCUUUGAAGAGGCCGCAGCCCUGCCAGUCAACUAUGUGACCGCCUACAUGAUGCUCUUCGACUUUGGAAACUUGCGACCAAACCAAAGUGUCCUGGUGCACAUGGCGGCAGGUGGCGUGGGGAUUGCUGCAACACAGCUGUGCCAGACUGUCCAGAAUGUCACCGUGUUCGGCACGUCCUCCUCCUCCAAACAUGAAGUAAUCAAGCAGAAUGGAGUCACACACGCCAUCGACUACCGGACCAUGGAUUACGUGGACGAGAUCCGCAAAAUUUCUCCCAAAGGUGUGGAUGUUGUCCUGGACCCUCUUGGGGGGUCCGAUACUAGCAAAGCCUUCAACCUGCUCAAACCGAUGGGAAAACUCGUCACGUAUGGUGCUGCCAACCUCCUGACUGGCCAGAAGAAGAACAUCAUGGCACUGGCAAAGACCUGGUGGAAUCAGUUCAGCAUCAAUGCCAUCCAGCUGAUGCACUCCAACAAGGCGGUGUGUGGCUAUCACCUCGGGUGCCUGGAUGGCGAGAUGGAGCUCAUUGGCACCGUGAUGAAGACUCUGCUCGAGCUCUACAAGCAAGGCAAGGUCAAGCCCAAGGUGGACUCGGUGUGGCCUUUUGAGCAGGUGGGAGAUGCCAUGAGGCAGAUGCAGGAAAGGAAGAAUGUCGGCAAAGUCCUUUUGGUGCCCGAGGUCAAGAAGGAAGAGAAUUAAAGCCAACUGAGUGGUGGUGUGUGGCUGUGGUAAUGAAGGUUUCACUGUCGUCCGCUAAUCUUUUGGGACCCCCCCCAUUUGUUGCCAUGUGCUUUACUUGUCCAGGUGCCAAUUGUGACUUUUGUGGCAGAGGCACAGCAGGACACCCCACCCCCCCCCCGGGGUCCCUGAAGCUUAGCAGCAAGCUGACUAAUCAGAUGUGUGCCCGUCUCGUGUUGUGCUGCAUGUGGGUACUCCUGUCUUGGCAUACCCACCAGUGGAAGCAUUUGUCUUGUGGUGGGCAGCUGUUUUCUGUGCACGAUGCCCUACCGUGUGUUUACUUGCACUCUGCUUGCCAACUGCAGAACCUUUUGCACUUAAUGUUGUGUUGCUGUGGUUGAAGGUCCAAAUAGUGUGCCAAAUCGGGUGGUGCUUGUGCCCAGCCCAUGGAGCCCCUGGUGCAUGCCACCAUUCCCUCUGCGUCCAAGCUGAACAGGAAGUGCCUUGUUGUAGGGGUAAUUCUUGUGCCUUCUGCCACUGUGGCAGUUAAACCACUAAAGCCUUGCCAUCUUUGCCAGUCGCAAGCCCUCCUACAGGAUGGUUGUGUGGCAUGGAUUAGGAAGCGCUGGGUGAGGAGUCCGUACCACUUGGGGUGUGAGUGUGUGAGUGAAUGUGUGUGCACUAACUGCUGAGGAGGAAUGGCAGAAGGGUGGUGCCACCCCAGAUCAGACGGGAGAUUCCACUUGGCACAGCCAAACCCGAGGGAGCGGGGACUAUGCCCUUCACUGCACUGGCAGGACCUUGUGCCCUGGGUGUCAAUGGGGCAAAUUACAGCCGCUCUUAGUGUUGCAGAUUUGUGCUUGUGCCAGUGUUGUGCCAAUGCCGUGUAUCACGUUUACUUCAACUUGUGCCGCUUUCCUGCCUGAUGUUACCAUGAGCCUUAUGCGUUUUCCAGAAUGGAUACAUAAAUAAAAAAAUCAAUGCAGAAUGCGA
This is a messenger RNA of Erpetoichthys calabaricus (reedfish), 2318 nucleotides long. It is a transcript of the gene vat1, whose product is annotated as vesicle amine transport 1. The transcript is spliced from 6 exons. NCBI's taxonomy places the organism in Eukaryota, Metazoa, Chordata, Cladistia, Polypteriformes, Polypteridae. Bases 153 to 1346 code for a protein of 397 amino acids. The record is from RefSeq and is a predicted model, not a curated record. Gene Ontology annotation, molecular function: oxidoreductase activity.